Molecule: messenger RNA, 1029 nt
Organism: Callorhinchus milii (elephant shark)
Lineage: Eukaryota; Metazoa; Chordata; Chondrichthyes; Chimaeriformes; Callorhinchidae
Product: zinc-binding protein A33-like
Exons: 6
Molecular function (GO): protein binding
Source: RefSeq, a predicted model, not a curated record
UUUGCAGUCAUGGGCAGGAACACAGAGGCCACAGCUUCCUACCCAUUGAGGAAGCUGCUGACAUCUUUAAGGAUAAAUUGAAAUCCUCCUUAGCUUCUCUCACACAGAGAAAGGAAACAGCUUUAGAAGCAGAAGCCAAACAGAAAGAAAAGAUUUCUCAACUGAAGGAACAGGUGAAGAGUCUGCAGACCCACGUCACGGGAGGAAGCUGCUGCCAACAGAAGUGUGUGAGGCUGAUCCUUCCUGUGUCCAAGUACAAAUGGCCUUUGAAGAACACAGUCUGGAGACAGAUUAUAGACAACAUCAGCCCAGCUCCGGCCGCUCUGACUCUGGAUCCUGACACAGCGAAUCCAUGGCUCAUCCUGUCUGAGGACCUGACCAGCGUGAGACUCGGAGACACAUCGCAGCAGCUCCCGGACUCCCCGAAGAGGUUUGAUACCUGUCCCUGUGUUCUGGGGUCGGAGGGCUUCACAUCAGGGAGACAUUACUGGGAGGUGCAGGUGGGCAUCAAGACCAAGUGGGAUGUGGGAUUGGCCCGAGAGUCUGUCAACAGGAAAGGAGAGAUCACACUGUCACCAGAGAAUGGAUUCUGGGCUGUGUAUCUGAGAAACGGGGAUGAAUAUGAAGCUUGUACCUCACCUCCCACCCGCCUGCCCCUGAGAGAGAGACCCGGGAAGCUGGGAGUGUUCCUGGACUAUGAGGGGGGAGAGGUGACAUUUUACAACGCUGAUAACAUGUCUCAUCUCCACACUUUCACCCAGACUUUCACUGAGAAACUUUUUCCGUACUUCUAUCCCGGUGUUGAUGAUGGCGGCAAAAACUCUGAUCCUCUGAGGAUCUGUCGGGUGACAGAUUAAUGAGGAGGAAACCCUCAGCCAUGACCUGUGUUUGGCUGUGAUGGCCACGAGGCUGAACCUUUUAUAAUCUGUGUCCUUAUACAAUAAAGCUUGUGGUUUAUAUGACACCUUUCACACUGGGACCGCGGCUCAAUCCUUUCUCGGGAUCGACUGUGAAGCGACGGUUGUGUUU